UCAGAAGGCCGCCUUCCCACCCGCCGACAUUUGUUUGGCAAAUCAGAAAAGCUAAAUCAUGGGAGCGGAAGAUGAGCAGAAGGGAAAUCAAGCAAACGAUCAGCCAAGGUCUCACCCCAUAACAGAGGCACAGUUCCUCAACUGGAAACGCCGAAAGGACGCAGAUGCCUCAGCUAGAAAUGCUGAAGCAGCUAGGAAACGUGCAGAAGAUAUAGCUUCUGGCACAGUGCAAAUGAACGGGCGGGAGCUUUUCUUGCAUGAGCCCUGGGUGUUUGAUAACUCUCAAUAUUGAAGCUUACUAUUUGUUCGAGCGCAUAAGCUAUUUUAGAGGCAAAUUUUACAGGCUUAUUCCUUCAACAUUCUUGCAUCUCCAAUUUAACAUUUGUUUUGGUGAAUUUGUUGUUGCAUUCGUAGAAGAAUUCAAUUGAUUUGAAUUCCAGUAUUUAUGGAUUACCGUCAUAGUGAUGUGUUUUUAUUCAGCAGGCCCUUGUGCUACACUAUGGUUGUUGACACUAAAACAGAAGAAUUGAUCAUUCAAGUAAUUUCCUUCCUUCGCUCUAUGCCACAAGGAAGUAAACAUAUGCUUGGAAUUGCCCACAGUUAUUGACCAAUGACCAUAUUGUAGUUCUUCAAAAGUUUGAAGCAGACCCAACACCAACUCAGUAGUAAGAGAAGGUGAAAAAAGAAGAGCAAAGCAAAACUACGAGAUACAUUUAUUGUCCUUGAAAUUUCCCUUAUUUCCAUUUCCCUUCAUGCUUCUUUGUUGGGCUUUGAGCUACAUAACAAAACUUGAUUAGCGAUGGCAUUUAGGCAAUUGUCAAGAUCGUCAAAAUUUCUUUUCU
Molecule: messenger RNA, 842 nt
Organism: Manihot esculenta (cassava)
Lineage: Eukaryota; Viridiplantae; Streptophyta; Magnoliopsida; Malpighiales; Euphorbiaceae
Product: zinc finger CCCH domain-containing protein 15 homolog
Exons: 2
Coding region: 59-292 (77 amino acids)
Source: RefSeq, a predicted model, not a curated record